AUGGGUACAUCAUCCGACCUCGAAUCCAAGGCCACGGAUCUUCCAGUCACUACAAGUGAUACGGCUCAUGGCACUCUGAUAGAGACUGAUGUCAGCGAUGACCUGCUGGACAAGUAUGGACAAACCAAACGUGGUCUGUCACCUCGCCACGUCCAGCUCAUGGCCAUCGGUGGCUCUAUCGGUACCGGUCUCUUCGUGGGUAUCGGCGGCGUCCUGUCCAAGGCCGGUCCUCUGUCUCUCUUCAUUGGAUACUUGAUCUGGGGCAUCUUUUUUAUCUGGCCGACCAAUCUGUGCGUCGCCGAAAUGUGUGCCUACCUCCCCGUUCGCGGCUCUAUCUUUGAGCUGGCUACUCGCUUUGUGGACCCAGCUCUGGGCUUUGCCAUGGGCUGGACCUACUUCUUUGCCGGCGCUAUGCUUGUUUGUGUUGAGUAUAGUGCCGUGGCGACGGUGAUGCAAUACUGGAAUACAAGCGUGAACCCCGCUGCAUGGGUCGCCAUGGCUAUGAUUGUCUGUAUCUUGCUCAAUGUUGUGGCUGUCAAAUGGUACGGCGAAUCCGAAUUUGUUAUGGCUUGUACCAAGGUCCUUCUUCUCAUCGGACUGGUUCUUCUCACCCUCGUCACUAUGUGCGGCGGCAACCCACGACACGACGCAUACGGCUUCCGCCAUUGGGGUGGUGGUAAUGCUAUGCAUAGCUACUACACUGACGGAGCCACUGGCCGUUUCUUGGGAAUCUGGAAAGUCAUCCUCUACGCAGGAUUCACCAUCGGUGGCCCAGACAUGAUCGCCCUGGCCAGCGGUGAAAUCCAGAACCCACGUAGGACGAUCCCUCGUGUUGCUAAACUCGUCUUCUAUCGACUUGUUGGCUUCUAUGUCAUCGGUGUUUUUGCUGUUGGCAUUAUCUGCAGCUCAACUGACGAGAAACUACUUGGUGCGCUUAACUCUGGAGCUGCUGGGUCAGCCGCCUCGCCGUGGGUGAUUGGAAUCCAGAACCUAGGCAUUUCAGGCCUUCCGGAUUUGAUCAACUUUCUCAUCUUACUAUCUGGCUGGUCGUGCGGCAAUGCCUACCUCUAUUCGACAUCUAGAACCCUAUAUGGACUUGCACAAGAUGGACAAGCGCCGAGGAUUCUUCUCAAGUGCACCAAAGCCGGUGCUCCGAUUUACUGCGUGCUCACCGUGAGCCUUAUCGCCUGCGUCACAUUCCUCGUCUCAUCGAAUUCUGCCGUUGAAGUCUUUUACUGGUUUGUGGACCUCACCACCACCGGUCUCAUUGCAACCUAUACCUGCAUGUUGGUCGUGUUUCUCGCAUGGUAUAAAGCUCGCAUUGCCCAGGGCUUACCGACCAGCUCGCUGUCCUACCUCGCUCCUUUCACGCCUUAUUGUGCUUACUUGGGAAUCUGUCUCGGAUGUAUUGCCAUUACUUUCAUCGGCUUCGAUUCAUUCCAUCCUUUUAGUGUCCAGGGUUUCAUCACGAGUUAUUUCUGCAUCCCCUAUAGCAUCAUCCUAUACCUAGGUUGGAAAUUUAUCAAGAAGACGAAAUUCGUGAGUGCGGAGGAUGCAGAUUUGGUUAGUGGGAAGAAGGAGGUAGAUGAGGAGUGCAUAAUCUGGGAAGAGGGUGGCAUUGAGGAGAACUAUCGAAAGAAGUUGGCAGAGAUGCCAUUUGCCAAGAGAUGCUGGGAAAGGAUGUGGUAG
Messenger RNA from Ilyonectria robusta, 1689 nucleotides. RefSeq names its product proline permease. Lineage: Eukaryota; Fungi; Ascomycota; Sordariomycetes; Hypocreales; Nectriaceae. Gene Ontology annotation, biological process: amino acid transmembrane transport. The coding region runs from base 1 to 1689 and encodes 562 amino acids. The record is from RefSeq and is a predicted model, not a curated record. Gene Ontology annotation, molecular function: amino acid transmembrane transporter activity. Gene Ontology annotation, cellular component: membrane. The transcript has 3 exons.